This is a messenger RNA of Toxorhynchites rutilus septentrionalis, 3315 nucleotides long. Its product is annotated as glycogen phosphorylase. Gene Ontology annotation, cellular component: cytoplasm. Gene Ontology annotation, molecular function: pyridoxal phosphate binding; glycogen phosphorylase activity. The coding region runs from base 185 to 2713 and encodes 842 amino acids. The record is from RefSeq and is a predicted model, not a curated record. The transcript has 5 exons. Lineage: Eukaryota; Metazoa; Arthropoda; Insecta; Diptera; Culicidae. Gene Ontology annotation, biological process: glycogen catabolic process.
GGAGAAGCGAUGUUUUCACUUGUAGUGCAACUGUGGCUCCGAGCGGGUCGCACUUGAGUACUUCUCCUGCUUUUGCUCUAUUUAAUUGUCCUGUCCAGGCUGACUGACUGGUGGUGUGAACAAAUCGGUGUUUGAUUUUGUGUUAGAAGUGUAGAGGAAAAAAAGGAAACACAUACGAGAUAAGAUGGCCAAACCCCAAUCGGACGAGCUUAAGCGCAAGCAGAUCAGUGUCCGCGGUAUUUCGGUGCUCGAGGAUGUUAACGAGAUCAAGAAAGGAUUCAACCGUCAUCUUCACUACACUCUGGUGAAAGAUCGUAACGUUGCGACAACACGCGAUUACUACUUCGCCUUGGCCCACACCGUCAAGGAUCAUCUCGUGUCACGCUGGAUUCGUACGCAGCAGCAUUACUAUGAGAAGGACCCCAAGCGUGUGUACUACCUCUCGCUGGAGUACUACAUGGGUCGCUCCCUGCAAAACACCAUGAUCAAUCUGGGCAUCCAGACGUCAUGCGAUGAGGCCAUGUACCAGAUCGGUCUGGACAUCGAGGAGCUGGAGGAACUCGAGGAGGACGCUGGUCUGGGCAACGGAGGUCUCGGUCGUUUGGCGGCUUGCUUCCUCGAUUCGAUGGCCACCCUCAGCAUGCCGGCUUACGGUUAUGGUAUCCGCUACGAGUACGGUAUCUUCGCGCAAAAGAUUCGCAACGGGGAGCAGGUUGAGGAGCCCGACGAUUGGCUUCGUUACGGAAACCCAUGGGAGAAGGCCCGUCCAGAGUACAUGAUCCCGAUUAACUUCUACGGUCGGGUGAUCGAUACCCCCGAGGGCAAGAAGUGGGUCGAUACUCAAACUGUAUUCGCUAUGCCUUACGACAAUCCAAUUCCCGGAUAUGGAAAUAACGUUGUCAACACGCUGCGCUUGUGGUCUGCCAAGUCACCGGUUGAUUUCAAUCUGAAAUUCUUCAACGAUGGUGACUACAUCCAGGCCGUGCUGGAUCGUAACUUGGCUGAGAACAUUUCGCGCGUUCUGUACCCCAACGAUAAUUUCUUCGAGGGCAAGGAGCUGCGUUUGAAGCAGGAGUACUUCAUGUGCGCCGCCACUUUGCAGGAUAUCGUCCGGCGUUACAAGGCAUCCAAGUUUGGUUCGCGCGAUGCCGUUCGUACCACCUUCGAUGACUUCCCGAACAAGGUUGCCAUCCAGCUGAACGACACCCAUCCGUCGUUGGCCAUCCCCGAGCUGAUGAGAAUUCUUGUCGAUGAUGAGAAACUGUCCUGGGAGAAGGCCUGGGAUGUUGUCGUGCGUACCUGUGCCUACACAAACCAUACCGUCCUUCCGGAGGCUCUCGAGCGCUGGCCGGUUUCACUGCUGCAGUCGAUCUUGCCGCGUCACUUGGAAAUUAUCUAUCACAUUAACUUUUUGCAUUUACAAGCGGUUGAGAAGCGUUUCCCUGGCGAUUAUGACCGCAUGCGUGCUCUCUCAAUGGUGGAGGAAGACGGAGAGAAGCGCAUCAACAUGGCGAAUCUGUCCAUCGUUGGUUCGCAUGCUGUGAACGGUGUUGCGGCCAUUCACUCCGAGAUCAUUAAGAAAGAUAUCUUUAAGCAUUUCUACGAGCUGACUCCGGAAAAGUUCCAGAACAAGACCAACGGUAUCACCCCACGCCGUUGGUUGCUUCUGUGUAACCCCGGUCUCUCGGAUCUGAUUGCUGAGAAGAUCGGAGACGAGUGGCCAGCCCAUCUGGAACAGCUGGCUAAACUGAAGACACUCGCCAGGGAUUCAACAUUCCAGCGAUCGGUGGCUAAGGUCAAGCAGGAGAACAAACUGAAGCUUGCGCAGUUGUUGGAGAAGGAUUACGGAGUAAAGGUUAACCCAGCUUCGAUAUUCGACAUUCAAGUCAAGCGUAUCCACGAGUACAAACGUCAGCUUCUGAAUUGCUUGCACAUUAUUACUCUGUACAACCGUAUCAAGCGUGACCCAACGGCCAACUUCACUCCACGUACCAUUAUGAUCGGUGGCAAGGCUGCGCCUGGCUACUACAUUGCUAAGCAAAUCAUCAAGCUGAUCUGUGCUGUUGGCAAUGUCGUUAACAACGAUCCGAUUGUUGGAGACAAAUUGAAGGUGAUCUUCUUGGAGAACUAUCGUGUAACGCUGGCUGAGAAGAUUAUGCCAGCUGCUGAUUUAUCCGAGCAGAUUUCCACCGCUGGUACGGAGGCUUCUGGUACUGGCAACAUGAAGUUCAUGCUUAACGGUGCCUUAACUAUUGGUACUUUGGAUGGCGCAAACGUGGAAAUGGCCGAAGAGAUGGGCAAUGAUAAUAUCUUCAUCUUCGGCAUGACUGUCGACGAGGUUGAAGAUCUGAAACGACGUGGAUACAAUGCUACGGAUUACUACAACUCAAAUCCCGAUAUCAAGCAGUGCGUCGAUCAGAUCCAGAGUGGGUUCUUCAGCCCCGGAAAUCCACACGAGUUCCAGGAUAUUGCCAAUGUGCUGAUGAAGUACGAUCGUUACUAUCUGUUCGCCGAUUAUGAAUCGUACAUUAAGACUCAGGAUCGGGUUUCUGCUGUGUAUCAGGAUCAAUCCAAGUGGCUCGAGAUGGCGAUCCACAACAUCGCUUCCAGCGGCAAAUUCUCCAGUGAUCGCACAAUUGCUGAGUAUGCUCGCGAAAUCUGGGGUGUGGAGCCAACGUGGGAGAAGCUGCCGAACCCGGCGGAAUCCAAGUAAAGUGUGAACAUGGCGUGGGGAGGGGAACGCGGAUAGCAACCACACACUGCCACCGUGCAACCCGGCCGAGCCGAGCAUUGGCGGGAGGAAGAGGGAUGUUAUAAUGCUUAUAUGUUAUUGUGGGAAUACCGAAGAUCGCUAGCAGCAGCGUCCUCGAAAGCGUUCGUUUCAUUGCUGAUAAGUAAAUAAAAUAUAGGUAAUUCAAAUUUUAAAUGCGAAAAAAAAUGUUGUUAAGAAUACAUCUGCUGGUGUAACAAUCCAUGGAGAGUUUGGAAACAAUCAUCCACUGUAUGACAUUACAUAACACAAUUACCAUUAACAUUCGGGUGCCAUUAUCUGGAUAUUAUACUUUUCCUACAACUAUUGUUAUAUGUCAUGAGUAAAUAAAGAAAUCAAAAAUACUACAAAAUAUGAUAUUCGAUACCUCACAAGUAAAGGUUUAUAUUGUACAGAAACCUUAGGUUGAAAACAACUACUGCUUCUUGAAACAAAAAAGAGAAUGAACUAGCUAACACGAAAUGAGUUGCAAAAUUGUAGCAUCGUACUGUUAUUAUAAUUUUUUCAUCACUUUUAUCAAAUAAAUAUAUAUAUAUAAAACCGUU